UUUUCCUUUUUUUAUUUCGUGGCGAUUCGGAAAACAAUAGACACGAUGAGGAACAACCAACCUAAAAUGUGCAUCUGGGUGCUCGUUAUGGCGGUCCUCCUGGUCAGCGCCCACGCCGACACCGUCUCAGCUGUCAAUCAAGCCGAAAGAUUUCUAUCGAUGUUCUCAGUCGUGAGGUUUAAGAACGCUGCGUGCACCGGCUCUUCUGGCGACUCGGGGACUUGUUACGCCAAACACACCUGUCUCUUCAACGGCGGCAGUCUGGAGGGCACCUGCGCAGGCGGCUUCGGGAACUGCUGUGUCACAAAGAUCGGGUGCGGUGGAGUUAGCAGAAAUAACUGCACUUACAUCCAGAGUCCAGGUUACCCGUCUACCUUCAGUACGGCCAUGACUUGUACGCAGACGAUCAAUUUCAAUACCGACGUCUGUCAGCUGAGACUUGACGUGACUGAGGUUGACCUUGCUCCGCCUGACAACUCCGGAAUGUGUCUCGAGGACGUCCUCACCUUCUCGCAAGACACGAAGUGGUCGCAGGUUUGCGGGACGACCCUCAACACCCACUACUACCUGGACGUGGACCCAACAACGAGCACAAAGGUCGAUUUUAACUUCAACAUCGGCGCCGGAACUUACCCCCGGAAGUGGAAGAUCAAAGUAUCGCAAAUCUGCUGCGACCAACUCUCCAUGGCUCCCAUGGGGUGCGGGCAGUACUUCACCUCGACCACGGGCACCAUUAAGGCUUGGAACGCAGACGGGAGCAACCGGGUGUACCUCCAUGGCCAAAACUAUGCUAUUUGUCUCAGGAAGGAACUGGAUCAGUGCUCGAUCACCUACACGGAGACUAUGGCCGACUGGUUCCUGCCGCGCUGUGGAGACACUCUCGAGUUCCCGUUUUCUAUCAUCCAGAUGAACAACCCCUCCACAGGGGAGACUUGCGUCGAUCUUGCCGGCAUCAGGCCCGUCCUUCAACCUGCGACGGCCACUCUGCAGGGUCCACAACAAAUAUACUUCGUGACAGGGGAUGGCGGGAAUGACCAUUUUGGCGUCGGGCAAAACUCCAACCUAGAUCUUGAUUUUUCUCAAGGAGCUUGCUAAGGAUGCUUAAGGGAUCUUGAUGUUAUUGUCCUUUUGUUGUUGUUGUUGUUUGUUGUUGAAUGCAUAUAUUUUUAUUUAUUUGUUUAGUGUUAGGUUAGUAUUUAUAUGAUGUAAGUUGCCUCUGCUAGAUCUGUCUUUAUUAAUGGUUAGUAAAUAUGA
This is a messenger RNA of Penaeus chinensis, 1254 nucleotides long. RefSeq lists its product as uncharacterized. Bases 46 to 1095 code for a protein of 349 amino acids. NCBI's taxonomy places the organism in Eukaryota, Metazoa, Arthropoda, Malacostraca, Decapoda, Penaeidae. The record is from RefSeq and is a predicted model, not a curated record. The transcript is spliced from 8 exons.